Molecule: messenger RNA, 2091 nt
Organism: Cyclocybe aegerita
Lineage: Eukaryota; Fungi; Basidiomycota; Agaricomycetes; Agaricales; Hemipholiotaceae
Source: the annotation of a GenBank genome assembly
AUGCCCCAACCCACCGAGAAGAUGCCAUGUGGGCACACCAAGGGUGGAAGGAACCUCAUUGUCUGUAUCGAUGGUACCUCGAACCAGUUCGGAGACAAGAAUACAAACAUCAUCGAACUGUAUAACCUCAUAUUGAAGGUGGAAAAUGAUCAACAACACACCUGGUACAACAGCGGCAUUGGGACGUACGCUCAACCGUCAUGGAAAUCCUUCAAAUAUUACAAGAAGGUCCUGUGGCACCAGAUCAAUCUGGCGAUCACCUGGGAUUUUGAAAAAACUCUCCUAGGCAGGUACGAGUGGCUGUCGGAGCAUUACAUGCCAGGAGAUUGCAUCUUUCUCUUUGGAUCAGGGUUCUCUCGAGGGGCAUUCCAAGUCCGUGCGCUCUCGGCCAUGAUCGAAAAGAUCCCAUUUGCAUAUGAACUCUACGCGGACGAGACGAGUGACAAGCAGACAGCAAAUGAAGUCGGAUCCGGAGGCAAGGGUCCAAAUACCUCCAAAGCGGCACACUUCAAGAGUGCAUUCUCACGAGAUAAUGUCAAGGUACAUUUUGUCGGUGCCUGGGAUACUGUGUCGUCCAUAGGGAUAACACGCGGGUCACAAAUGCUUCCACUUACAGUUGACGAUACUUUGCUACCGCCAGUUGAUGGAAGGGAGGACAUGAUUGAGCAAGCCCCAGUCAGGCGGAAAUCAGGAAAGACAUCGUUCAAAACCCAACCUCACAUGAAGGAGGUGUGGUUUGCAGGGACGCACUCGGAUAUUGGUGGCAGAAAUGUCCAGAACGAAGGGAUGGACCGUAGCCGGCCUCCAUUGAGAUGGAUGGUAUUUGAAGCGGGAGUCGUAGGCCUGCGUACCGUGCAAUUUAAACGGGAUUUGGUGGCUUCUCAAGGCUUUUCCGUUAAGGCGUUUGACAUUCACAAGGCGACAAGAUGGGAAGCAAACCACCAGAAAGUAGGUCCCUUCCUGACCACUGGCAUCUUCUUUCUGAAGAUCCUCAAUCACAGACCACACUUUGGUUCUAGUCGCAAAGUCCAACCUGGUCAGAAGAUGCACACCUCGCUUGUGCUUGCCAAGGGAGAGAAAGCUGAUGGGUACACCCCCAUUGCGCAUGCCAUCAAUCAACCCGAACUGCGUGAUUGGCUUGAAUUCGACUUGUACGACUACAUGAAGACGGUGGUUGGGGCUCUAAUUGUGGACGGCGAGGCUGCAUUGGAAGGAUUGCGUCAGAUUGCAGUAUCGGCGGAUGGACAGCAAGCUGUCUACGACGCAGUAAUCGACAACUUGAAUUCUGUCCACAUGGCGUUGAUGAGAGACUUGAAGUCCGUGGAAGUUGAUCAUGAGUCACAGACGGAAGAUAUCAAGGAGGCCAGUUUUAAGAAACAAUCUCGUCUCCUGCGCGCUGUGCUACAGAUUCUGGGAGCACGCCCUGAUGGCAGAACGCAGCUCAAGUUGAGCAAGUUGAGCGAAGUCUUUCCGUGGGUUUCUAGCCUGUGGGAUGGAGGGAAGGAAGAGUACCGUGAGAUGGUGCAAGGUUUCAUUGUCAAGUUGACAAAUCCCUGUCUUCAUGUGUUGGAGAAACACGAGCGGCCAGUUUCCUCCAUCGCAUUCUCUCCUGACGGCACAUGCAUCGCCUCAGGCUCUUGGGACAGGAAGAUUUUCAUCUGGGAUGCAGUGACAGGGAUGAUCUUGAAAGGGCCUUUGGAAGGACAUACAGGUCCUGUCAACUCCGUUGCAUUCUCGUCUGAUGACAACUUGAAGUGCAUCGUCUCUGGCUCGGGCGACAAGAUGGUUCGUAUCUGGGAUGCAGAGACCGGGAAGAUGGUGGCAGGGCCGUUCAAAGGACACACAGACGAUGACGAGACGGUCAGGAUCUGGGACGCGGUGACAGGGAAGCCAGUGGGUGAGCUGCUCCGAGGGUGCACAGAUGCGGUCUGGUCUGUCAUGUAUUCACCUGGUGGCAAGCAGGUAGUUUCUGGAUUGGCCAACAACACGGUUCAGAUCUGGGAUGUGGAGACGGGGGAUGCCGUGAGAGAGCCACUCAAAGGACACACAAGCGCGGUCCUCUCUGUCGCGGUCUCAUCUGAUGGCUGCUGA